This is a messenger RNA of Diaporthe batatas, 6152 nucleotides long. RefSeq lists its product as uncharacterized. The transcript is spliced from 4 exons. NCBI's taxonomy places the organism in Eukaryota, Fungi, Ascomycota, Sordariomycetes, Diaporthales, Diaporthaceae. Gene Ontology annotation, molecular function: protein binding. Gene Ontology annotation, biological process: regulation of cell shape. The record is from RefSeq and is a predicted model, not a curated record. Bases 900 to 5414 code for a protein of 1504 amino acids.
GUCGGCACCCUUUUCUCUUUUGGCCCGCCGCCGUGCCCGCCCCUAGCCCUGCUCCCCCCAUUCUGGUCUGCCCCAAACCCGCGUCGCCUCCGCUGCACGCAUUAGAUCCUUAUUAUUAUUCUUCUUGCUGCUUGUCACUUGUGCUUGCUGCUCCCCUUUCACACCGGUUGACCUUGCCACAACCACCACGGCCGGCCGACCGACAACGUGCCCCAUCGUCCCUCGACCCGACAUCCACGCACGCAGCAUGAUGAACGUUAUCCUAAUGAUUUAGUUGCUCCAGUCAUCCCACCCUUCCUCUUGGCCUUCCUUCCCUUGCUGUCCUUCUUGUUGUCCCAGCUCGGCUCCGUUGGGAUCGGGCUCGCAACAGGUCCUCGCCGGCCCUGCGCCCUUGCGUUUGCGUCUUCCUGCCCGCCUCGCCUUGUCUAGUCCGAGGCGGCGUCCCCAAAACCUCUGGGAGCCUCCCCCCAAAAUUUAAAGUGGGUGGUUGAGCCCGAAUAAUCAGAGACACACACGCCAGCCGCCAGCCGCCAGCCGCCAACCGCCAACCGCCAACCGCCAACUUUCAACGGCUCCUUCUGUGCACACCAAUGUUCCCCCAGGCCCAGCCUCCGCCAGCCUCGAACACAACCUGCAUUCCGCCGUCACCUUCUCGCCGCCGCACUGACUGCUCCCGCCAUCGCACUCGCUCCCGCCGCCGCUCCCGCUCCUGCUCUGCCCCUGCUCCUACGCCCAACACUGCCCUGCAUCCAGUCGCGCUGAGCCUCCCACCUUUGCCCUCGGCCGCCUCAGCGAUCACCACGACGAGCCUACGGGCUGCACCCUGCCAUCGACCCGGCCCUGGCCAUUCCGGCUCAAGUCGCAUCGUCCAUUCUGCGCCCGCGCUGUAGACACCAGCCAUGGCUUUCCUCUUCAAAUCAAAGAAACACCAGGAGAGGGCACUGGCAGGAGGUCGCGAUGGCCCAAACAGUUCCCAAGGGUCGGUGCAGAGCCCCGAUGCUCGGUCCCGCGUUGUCAGGGAGGACAAGGGCCCAACCCACAGGUCGACACCCACCGGCAGCCUGAAUUCGAUCGACAACGAUGCCAGCAAUGCGAGCCCGGACCAGGGCUUCAACCCUGGCCCGCCACGCAGGGCACAAACUGGUGAUCCGCCUGCCCAGGCGCCGCCUGACACCCAGCAACAGUUUCGCAACGGCCCCUCCCCACCAAACCCGAAUUCCUCGUUAUACCCAUGGUCGCAGCGGAAGCUCAACUUCACCUCGUCUCACCCCGGACCCUUUCCCCGCUAUGGCGCAGCUGCCAACGCUAUGUCGUCAAAAGAGGGCGACAUGUAUGUGAUGGGGGGCUUGAUCAACAGUUCCACCGUCAAAGGCGAUUUGUGGAUGAUCGAGGCCGGCGGCAGUCUGUCGUGCUACCCGCUCGCCACGACGGCCGAAGGCCCCGGGCCAAGGGUUGGACAUGCCAGUCUGCUUGUUGGCAACGCCUUCAUUGUCUACGGAGGCGAUACUAAGAUCGAGGAGAAUGACUCUCUGGACGAGACAUUGUAUCUCUUGAACACUUCCACACGACAGUGGUCGCGAUCUUUACCCGCCGGUCCGCGGCCGUCUGGCCGUUACGGCCAUACCCUAAAUAUACUAGGCUCAAAGAUAUACAUAUUCGGAGGUCAAGUCGAGGGCAUUUUCAUGAAUGACCUGGCGGCUUUUGACUUGAAUCAGCUGCAAAUGGCUAACAACCGAUGGGAACUGCUUAUUUUGAACAGCGACAGCGGCGGUCCUCCCCCCGGCAAGAUUCCGCCUGCGAGGACGAAUCACACCAUGGUGACAUUCAACGAUAAGAUGUACCUCUUCGGUGGUACGAAUGGCUUCCAAUGGUUUAAUGAUGUCUGGGUCUACGACCCCGCGCCCAACUCGUGGUCACAAUUGGACUGCAUAGGGUACAUCCCUGUACCCCGGGAGGGACACGCGGCUGCCUUGGUCGACGACGUGAUGUACAUCUUCGGCGGUCGGACUGAAGAGGGAGCUGACCUGGGUGACUUGGCCGCCUUCCGAAUCAGCUCUCGCCGGUGGUACACCUUCCAGAACAUGGGUCCGUCCCCGUCGCCCCGAUCUGGCCAUUCCAUGACUACUGUUGGGAAGACCGUGGCUGUUGUUGGUGGCGAGCCGAGCCAAGCCGCACCUCCAGUUAAUGACCUUUCUCUCAUUUACUUGCUGGAUACGACCAAGAUUCGCUACCCUAGCGACUCACAAAUCCAGUCGCAGUCACAGAGGGCCCCCGGGCAACGACGGCCAAGCAUGGCCGAGUCUCCUUCGUCUUACGGCCGCUUGCCCUCUCGUGACGGGUCCCAAGGGCCACCAGGGCAGGGCAGACUGAUGGGCGCAUCCAAGGAAAACGCCGGUCUCAGCAGUCCCAGGGGCAUGGGCACUCCGGAGGGGGUCCCCAUCAACGGCCAGGCGGGGCAGGGCUCCCGAGGCCCAAGGGGGCCACCGCCGGUCACCUUACCACCGAGCGGACCCCCGCCGCAGGGCCAGCCACCAAGGCCAACCGUCAACACUGGGGCGGGUCCGAGACAGGGCAGGAAUGCAUCUUUGGAGAGGAACGAGCUGACAGGAGCCGCACCAGGCUCGAACGGGCAGAAUCAGUCCCCGGUCUCGCAACAGAAGGACUUGGAGAGUCCAAUCGUCAAUGGACGCCGGACGCCGACGGCUCAGACGACCAAAGCGGGUUCGGGAAGUGACACUGCGCCUGCAGAAACACCGAAGGCUACGCGUGGUGCACGCCAGCGCGGCCAAGGCUCUGUCGAUAGCACAACGGAGCCCAGCCUGAAAAACAUGGUGGCUUCGCCCGCCUCAAGGCCUACUGCACCUGCUACAGCCUCCGCCGCAAAGCCUGAAGCGGGACCCACUCCUAUGCGGCCAGCGUCACCCCCGCCGCCGACGCGGCAGGCCAGCAACCCUAUGUCACGGAGGUCGUCCAUGCGGAACUCCCAAACCGUGGCUAUCCUGAAAGAGCUUGAUGCAGCACGCAACCGGAAUGCGUGGUACGCAUCGGAGCUCGAGCUCGCACGGAAGGCUGGAUACACCCCGAACGCUUCCCUGAGCCCAACAUUGGAUAGCCGAGCGCCCGAGACGUUUGACGAGGAUGACAGACCCCUUAUCGAGGCGCUCUUGACUAUGCGAACGGAGGUGGCCAAUGUCCAAGCGUCCUUGGACAAACAAGCUGUGCUCGCCGCCAAGCACAUCGCAGAAGCAGAGAAGCAAAGAGACGCAGCCAUUCAGGAGGCAGUUCAUGCCAAAGCCAAGCUAGCAGGACAUCUGGGCAGUGCAGCCAACUCCCCACACCUCGACAACGAUCGUGACGAAGACGAACGCUCCAACGAACUGGGCCGGAAGCUUGCCACUGCGCUCAACGCGCAAAGGGAGUUGCAAAACGCGCUGGAUCGAAUGUCUUCAGAGGUCGAGUCAGAGAGGCGUGCGCGCAAGAUCGCCGACGAUACCGUCACUGCCGCAGAAAAGCGCAUGGCCGCUCUCGAAGCUUACAAACAGCAAAGCUCAUCCGAGCUUGAGCAACUCAAGGCCGAACUGCACCUAGUGCAGCGAGAGGCACGGGAGCAAUCUGUCCUCGCGCACGAGUCACAAGCAGCCCUACAACUUCUGCAAGCCGAAAAGGCGAAGUUUGAGAGCCAAUAUCAGGAAGCAGUUGGAAGCUCCAGGGACCACAGCGAGACAAUGGAAUCUCUGCGGGAUGCUAUCGCUGCCUCGGCGGAGACCAAGGCCGUACUGGAAGCGAAACUCGACGAAGAGAGGGCGCUGCGGGAAAAGGUCGAGAACAAGCUGACAAAAUUAAAGGCUGAGCAUGAGGCCCGGACUGGUGAGCUCGUUGCGGCCACGCAGCGCCUGAGGGACGCGGAGGAGAUUGCCGAGCGGCAUGCGAAUGAGGCACGAACACAUCGCCAGGCCCUCCUGUCUGGCCUCGACAAGAUCUCUGCGAGGGACGUCUCGGCUUCAAACAAAUCAGAGCAGGACCGCUCGGCGGCGCUGCAGGGCCAGCUGGACGCCGCUAAUGCCCUGGUCAAGAGGUACCAGCAGGAGGCAGACACUGCGUCGGAUAGAUUGCGAGCUGCAGAAGAGCGGAUUGCUGGGCUGGAAGCAUACCAAGAGCAGGCCAGCAGGGAAGGUGUGACUAUCCGGAGACAGCUGCAAGCUGCCCUUCGUGAGACACAGUCUCUGCAGGCUGCAAACUCAGACCUUAAGCACCAGCUUGCUGGCCAACAGCUCGAGGCUAAUGCCAUCACUGUUCAGCACAACACGCUCAAGGACAUACUUGUGGAGAGGGGAAUCAGCCCGACGAGCGCUGGCCGCACGCGAUCGAUGGCGAGCCCCCGCGAGGGCUCCCCGGAACUCUCCCGGCUGCGCGAGCUGGAAAAGCAACUGGCUGCAUCUAUGGCAGCCCACGAGGAGACGAAGCAGACGAUGUCGUCGCAGGCCCAAGGGUCAGAGGUCGCUUAUCGAGAGAAACUGACGCAGCUUGAGAACGACUACCAAUCUGCCGUGCACUAUGUGAAGGGAACCGAAAAGAUGCUCAAACAGCUCAAGGAGCAGCUGGCGAGAUACAAGACGGAGAACUCUCGGCUAAAGGAAGAAUUGGCCGAUUUGGAAGAGAAGGGCACUCCUUCAGGCGAUGCGCCAGCAGACUGGGAGUCGGAGCGUAGGCAAUUGCAGAGGCAGGUCGAAGCGCUUCAGGAAGAGAUACGAACCUCACAGGAGCAGCUCGAAGAGCAGCUGCAACACGUGCAGCAGCAGUUGGCCGAGACCCGGCAGGCGCAAGAAGAGGCGUCCAAGAACAGUGAGGAGGCCAACGCCCGCCUAAUGGCCAACCGCAAGGAUCUGGAGCAGUUGCAACAGGAGAACGCACUACUCGAGCAACGAGCUCACGACGCAGAGACCAAGGUCUCUAUGCUGUUGGAUCAAGUCGAGACCUCUGUGGGCAACUACCGCCGGCAGAGCCGCCAAGUACCCAGCAUCGCUUCUGCUGAACAGAUCGCGCCAGCCCUACAAAAGGCCCCUUCUGCCACCAGCUCGACCACAAACGGGGCAGGGCACACCCGAGCAGGGAGUUCCGACUCAACGUCGGUAUACGAGACCAUGGGCGAGACCAUGGGCGACGCCCGCAACAGUGCCGCGCUGGACAACCUAGCCAACGAGCUGGAGACAUUGCGAAGUCACUGGGAGGCGACGAACAAGAAUUAUCGCCUGAGCAACACGUUCGACUUUGAGAUGCCCACGUCUGGGCCUACCGUCUCUUCGACAGGGCCAAGUGCGGUGGCUGGCGACAAAGAGAAGGAAGCGCCCGAAGUUGGUAAUGGUCUGGGCAUGAAUCAGAGCCUGGCUGACUGGAGGAAGAGGCUGGAUUCGUAGGCGGGUGGGAACGGCUCAAUCGCACCCAGUUCCUCAUCGCCAUACCCUAGUUGCACCUCAGCUAUCACUGCUGGGAUGGGCGUCCUUUACGGCUAUCAUGAAUCGGCGUUUGGGUCGGAUUUGCUCGAUGGAUUCUCACUUCUUUUCUCGGGAAAGGGCACUCUAAUAUUCUUGUCCUACCUCAGGGCAGCCGCUUUUUCUUCUAAACACGUUUCAAUCUUCUUCUUUCACCCACCAGCUAGCACUUAACCUGGUUGGCUUGGCUUAUUUUCUUUACCCCGAGUUUACGUCGCAUACCCAUACAACCACACUGCUACAUCUUCGAUUCUGUGUCUUUAUAGUAGUAUAAUUUUUUAGUUGUGAGGGAGGAAGAAAGGAAGGAAGGAAGAAAGAGAUGUAUGUAUGUAUGAAUAUAUGCUCUGGAGGAGGCGGACUGAUUGGGUGUACAAGACCGAAUCGAAACACUAUCUAUCUUAAUUGGACCAUUUGUCUCCAGUGGUGGAUUAAAUUGAUGACAUCUGAGACGGUCCUCGCGACCUAUGGCAAAAGAAGGCUCAAAUUGUCUGCGAAGAAUUGUUGAUUCAAAACUAGAGUUGCCUAAGGAAUAGUAUGGGGGAGGUAGCGAAGCUGUAAUCCUGCGUUGCGAGAGGUAUGGAGGCCACCUGGGCUAAUAAGAUAAGCAGAGUGCACGGACCCACUAGUUGGUCCUGCGGGCGUUCAGCCCAUGGCCCUGACAAC